This is a messenger RNA of Symbiodinium necroappetens, 1104 nucleotides long. Lineage: Eukaryota; Dinophyceae; Suessiales; Symbiodiniaceae. The record is from the annotation of a GenBank genome assembly.
AUGGCCGAACAUGGCACGAGGCGCAUUAGGCUCGACAUUGGCGGUGAAGAAGUUGUUGUGGUGUCCCCGGACCUUUUCUGUGUUGCCGGAAAAAACCGGCUUUCUGACAUGACUGCAAGAUGUGACGAUCCGUUUGCAAGAUGUGACGAUGCUCAAAGCGACUGGGAGGUCUUCGUGGACUACUCUCCAGAAGUCUUCGUGCCACUCCUCAACUGGCUUCGCCACUUUCGUGACAGUGAGCGUGAUGAGGUGAUCGACGUCGCGGUGGAGCCCCGCUACCGUCCCCCUUUCAUCCGAAUGAUGAUUUUCCUAUCCUAUGGGCUGCACUUCAUUCGUCUCGCAGGGAUCAAAGCUGGAGAACUCCUCGACCGGGGGUAUUCUCACGAGGACCUCUUGGAUGCUGGUUUUGAGGACUCAGAAUUGCCAGCACCGGUUCUUGCUGAAGCGCGGCAGCGCAAGGGUAGCAUUAUCCCCGACAAACUUCGGACAAAGAUUCUGCAAGUGGAUAUCGGGGGACAGAAAACUAUUACGGUUUCUCCCGAUUUGUUCGGUGUAGCUGGGGAGAACCGCCUCAGCAAACUGCUGGCUGGAUACUGUGACCCGGGCCCAUGGAAUGUCGAAAGUGCGCCUGACAUGAAGCUCUUUGUCGACUACUCCCCAGAGGUCUUCAUGCCACUCGUGGAUUGGUUACGCCGGUUCCGGGACAGCCAGCGUGACCGUCGAGUCUGCAUGUUGGUGGAGCAGCCUUACAGAGCCCCUCUGAUCCGGAUGAUGAUAUCGCUUUCGUUUGAGCUCUGGUACCUGCGCCUGGCAGAUAUACGUGCCGUUGAGCUCCUCGAACGGGGUUAUGGGCAUGAGUCCCUCCUGGACGCAGGAUUCCAAGAGACGGAGUUGCCAAGGAUCCUGGACCCCGAGGACGAGAUGCCGUCAGGCGACAACCUUGAACUUUGCAUUGGCUCGCGAAACGAUGUGAGUCUAUAUAGCCUAUAUCCCACUCCGGGUCUGCCCGAAGACGUGCUCCGAAUUAACAUCGGUGGACAGAAGCUUGUUGCUGUUUCUUUGGAGUUGCUGAAUGUAGCAGGGGAGAACAAGCUGUCCGUGAUG